UUGUGAUUUCAAUAGACUUCAUAAUGAUCCUUCGUACGCGCAAGCCUUGUAUGGUGAUUACUUUAACCAUUUAAUUUCUGAAUACUUCAGACCAAAUUUUCCGCCAAUCAUAAACGUGGAGGAAUAUGUCAACGAAAAUGAAAAAAAUAAGAAAAUCAAAGACAUGAGUAUUAUGAACAAAAGGAAUGGUUUUAUGGUAUACCGAAAAACACUCAAUAAACAUCUGGAAAUAUUAGGGGUACGUAUUACCAUGCAGCAACUGUCUCCUCUGGCUGGAUCAUUAUGGGGUAGUGAACCAGAACAAGUAAAAGAUUACUAUAAAGAAGUUUCAGAAAAGAUAAAAAAAUUACAUAAUAAUCGAGUAGAGAAUUAUAUAAAAAAUAAUUGUAAACGUUCAUCAGAGGAUAAUUAUGAUUAUGAAAAUAUGAGCAGUAAAAAAAUUAAGGAGCUGAUUACAAAAAAUGGAGGAAAUGCCUUUAUUAUUUUUAGAAAACAACUUAAUGAAGAAUUAAGAUCAUUAGGAUACAACUAUAGUAUGCAGGAACACUCAAAGAUUGCUAGUUAUCUUUGGAGUAUACAACCAAAAGAAGUGAAAAGUUGUUUUAAAGAAAUUUCGGGUCAAUUUAAGA
Molecule: messenger RNA, 629 nt
Organism: Rhizophagus irregularis DAOM 181602=DAOM 197198
Lineage: Eukaryota; Fungi; Glomeromycota; Glomeromycetes; Glomerales; Glomeraceae
Source: RefSeq, a predicted model, not a curated record